Molecule: messenger RNA, 1911 nt
Organism: Actinia tenebrosa (Australian red waratah sea anemone)
Lineage: Eukaryota; Metazoa; Cnidaria; Anthozoa; Actiniaria; Actiniidae
Source: RefSeq, a predicted model, not a curated record
GAGUCGAGAUUAUUUAUUGAAGUUUUGUGUGAACGGAUUUAUAAAAGAAAAUAUUCCACGCCCGUCUGAUAAUCGAUACAUAUGCUCCUUCAGCACACAUCCAAAAGCCUUGAAUCAUGCAAGUUGACGAAGAACAUUUAACGUGGCCAUUUGAUGUGUCAAAGACAAAACUCUCUCCAAAGUUUAUGGCUGGGAGAGGAAGAGUCUUAUUGGAAAUAUCAAAGUCCCCUCUUUAUGCCCAGGAAUUUGCAAAAAGAAAAAUAAUUCAAGAAAUGCUGAUCAAAGGAGAACUCAAAUUAGACCAGAAGAACAUACCAACAGAAUUACUUCGGAUGAAUUCUUCUUACACACUUCUGAAAAAAGCAGAGUCUCAUUAUAUCAGAGAACCAGUUAUCAACCAAAAGGAAUUUAAAAAUGAUCUGUCAACUAGUGUUACAACUCCACAGACUAAUUUUAAAACUGAUAAAAUGCAAUACAACAGUAAUACCUCAGAACAAGGUGAUAAACUUGAAGAGAAGAGUGUCAAAAACAAGAUAUUGCCUUUGUCAACAAGUGCAAUAUCAAACAAGUGCUCUAUAAGAGAGAAUUCUGCAAAGGAUUACAGCAGAAAGAAUGGUAUAGGUGCCAAGCCCUUACGUAAGCCAGAAAAAUCAAGAAAACAAUAUGUUACUCCACCAGAAAAAAUGAAUAACGUCAGUGUUACCAGUCAAAGUAACUCAAAUGUAGAGGAGAGUCGAGAGAAAGUAGUGACUAGUGGCAACAAUGUCUGGGUUGACUGGGAGAACAGUGUCAUAGUGCAUGGAUCAUUGGAUGAUGAAGACUUGCCAGAAAUUGCUACAGUGGAAGACAAUGAUGACAUCCAUGAUGUCAUUGUAAAUCAGUAUAUUGAUGCUUUACAACAUGAACAAACCAACAAAAUUCCGGAACAAAACCGCAAAAUAACCCCUAACAGAGUGCAACAGUUUAGUAAACUUAAAUCCACGACCAAUGCCGACUGUUUGAGGGUGUCUCCUGGAACUCAGCCUAACCUCCCCAAGGGCGAUGACAGAUGGGGUGGCUCUGAAUUAAAUGGUAUGAGUGCUAACACAGGAUGGGGAACUUUUAAUAAUGGGAACAGAAACCAAUAUGAUGAUGGAUCUUCAAUGUGGAGUGCCGAGGGUAGCCAGUAUGGGGGAGCAAACUGGAGUAAUGCAUCUUGAUUUUUUUAUUAUAUGUUGGUGAAAUAUAUGUUGUUAUCUUAGAGGGAUUUUACAGCAGCCAUCCUUUUGGGAAAACUAAUAAAGAAGUUCAUUUUGAAAAUGAAAUAGCUUUUUAUGCUUCUGAAAGCAUUGUAUUGUUACAUUCAUAAUCAAACUAUCCUCAGGAACCCAGGGGAAGAGUUUUAUCGCUCCUUUCUCACUCCCAGAAAAAGCUGGGGUCGACCAAUAAGCAUCAAGUAUAUGUAAACAAAAAUGCAAUGGCAUUAUUUUGAAUUCAAACUUCCGGAACAAGGUCUAACAGACUUCAUGGUUAGGGGUAUUUUUUCUGGGAGCAAGAAACAAGCAACAGAACUUUACCCCUUGUUUCCCGAGGAUGUGACCAAAUGACCGACCAAAUAGGUUGUUGCUGGUGAAGUCCUUCUAUAGAAAAACAGAUUUUGUUGUAUAAAAUGUAUCCUAAAAAAAGGCUCUAAAAGAGAUUCCUUCAACUAAAUUAUGCUACACUACAAUACCAGUAUAUUUGUACCCUUAAGAACUCUGUCUAAUAAUGUUAUCCUUCUGGAACAACUGAUUGUAUAACUUACACUAAAAUAUACUCUGAUCCUUUAAUGUAAAAUCUUCUAUUCAAUUUGUUAAUUGGGUGAUAAUGGUAAAUACUUUAGUAUGUGAUUGAGAGGGAAAGGUGAAGUAUGUAAUAAAAUGGCUGCAUAUA